Molecule: messenger RNA, 1222 nt
Organism: Neocloeon triangulifer
Lineage: Eukaryota; Metazoa; Arthropoda; Insecta; Ephemeroptera; Baetidae
Gene: BigH1
Product: DNA ligase 1
Exons: 2
Coding region: 153-1196 (347 amino acids)
Source: RefSeq, a predicted model, not a curated record
CUUAAAGGAACCUCGUGUUGCGUGCUUUUCGGGCGGCAUCAAAACACAACAACAAACCAAAACCACCUUUUUUUAAACCUGAACCUGAAAACGUCUCCUGAGAUUGAGAGGCAUCGAAAUCUCUUGGGUUUGCGCCUUUGCGGCUGAUAAAUAUGGUUUCACUUUACAAAGAAAUCGUUUUUAAAAUAACCAGCGUCCAGCUGGAGGGCGACAACCCACACCUUCGAGGGUUUCUGAUGAAUCCAAAAGAGUUCGAUAACGAGCUAAAUAAAAUUUCUGAGGCGAUAGAAAGUCCGUCAAAGUCCGUGCCAGCUACACCUGUAUCUUUGGAGUCUGUAACCGCCAAAAGAAAGAAAAAGGAGAAGAAGGCUGAUGGCGAGGGCAUAAUGGCCCUGUCUCAGUUCCAGCAGUCCCUGAUGAUCCACUCGACGCCGAUUCCUGGAGUCACAGCAGACCUACUAAAAGGGAAGAAGCGUAAGGCGGGAAAAGAGGACGAGGUGUGGCAAAGUGAAAUACAAGACCUUGUAAAAUUGGCCCACAAGGAUCUAGAGCCACCAAAAAAGAGGAAGAAGAAGGUCCUAAAGCACCACAAAAGCAAGGAGGCUAAGCAGGUUGAAUCUUCGUCAGCUGACUCGGACGAGGCUCCCAAAUCUCCUAUCAAGGAGCCCAGUGCAUCAAAGGAACUGCUGAAAAUAAACGGAUGUGUAGGAAAUUCGUCUUCAGUGACACCUAAGAAAGAAAAGAAGAAGGAGAAGAAAUUGCUUGAAGAUUCGCUAAAGGACGACAUAGCCCAGUUGAAUGCUACCCGAGAGUCGCUUUUCUCUAAACUUGUAGAAAUUGACGACGAUGAGGCACCAACGCCAAAACAAAAGAAAAAUAAAAAAGAGAAAGAAGCCAAGAAAAUAACAAAAGAGAAGGAAGCCGAGACAAAUAAAAAAGAGAAAGAAGUGGAGAAAAUUAUAAAAGAGAAAGAAGCUGAGAUAAAUUUAAAAGAGAAAAAAGAGAAUAAUAAGAAGAAGGCGCAGAAAGAAAGUAAACCAAAAGUGGAAGAGAAGAAAAAGAAGAGCAAGAGCAAACCAGUGAAGAAAAAAGAAGCAAAGGAGCCAAGCGGGGAAGAAAGUGGGGAAAACUUUGCAGAUCUUGAUGUAACUGCAAUUGCCAAAAUGCUUUUAGCUAAGACCAUGAAGGACAUUUAAUUUUUUUUUUCAAAAUCGUGUAAAAA